GCAUCAUUUGGAAACCAGCAAAAGCAAAAGAAGAUUCAAGACAAGAUAGGAAUACAAGGAGACCUAAAAGUUCUUCAAAUAUCAGUUUAAAUUGGGCAAUUUAUUAUGACGAGUAAGAAACAAGGGCAACAACAAAUGCUGCUCAUGAAGAACUCUGGGACAAUUGACAACAUCGUCAGCCCUUUGCUCGAUGAAUGUACGGACAAGGAGAUGACGAACUCUGCGUUAACAACGUUUCGUGCUAUGGAAGAAGAGAUCGAGAGGAGGAAGAUUGAGGUCCGGGGGAAAGUUCUUGCUCAGUUAGGCCGCAUGGAGGAAGAAACAAAGCGUCUGGCUGAAAUUCGUGGAGAGAUUGAAGCUUUGGCUGAUCCAAUGAGGAAGGAAGUUGCAGUUAUCCGCAAGAGGAUUGAUCUUAUUAAUCGAGACUUGAAGCCGUUGGGACAGAGCUGUCGGAAGAAGGAAAAAGAAUAUAAAGAAGCGAUUGAAGCUUUUAAUGAGAAGAACAAGGAAAAGGGUCAGCUGAUUGGGAAGCUAUUGGAGUUGGUAACUGAAAGUGAGAAAUUGAGGUUGGAGAAACUGGAGGAGCUUUGCAACAACAUAUAGACCAACUCCUUCAUCAACAAAUCAACAACUUCAACAUCAGUUCACUGCUAUCUCUGCUUAUCA
Molecule: messenger RNA, 666 nt
Organism: Sesamum indicum (sesame)
Lineage: Eukaryota; Viridiplantae; Streptophyta; Magnoliopsida; Lamiales; Pedaliaceae
Product: RAB6-interacting golgin (DUF662)
Source: RefSeq, a predicted model, not a curated record